CUGACCAAAUAUUGACAUUUUUGUGACUGUGGUAUGUGUCCUGGCGGACCAAAACGCAGUCCAACAUGACGCAGCGUCGCGGCCUCGUGUGCGUCGAGUGCGGGGCGCCCGUGCCCGAGCUGGUGCGCGACUACGGCAAGGGCAACCUGCGCCUGGCCAUCUGCAGCGCGUGCAACUCGGUCGCGGACAAAUACGUCGAGUACGAGACGAUCCUGCUCUUCCUGGAGGUCUUGCUGCUCAAGCCGCAAGUGUACCGCCACGUGCUGUGCAACCUGCCGGCCCCCAUGGCCGCGCGCACGACGCUCAAGCUGUUCGUGGUGCUCGUGAUGCUGGACAUGAACGUCAAGGCCUAUCUGGUGGACCGGGGCGCCGGCGUGACCUUCCGAUCCGAGUCCAUGUACCGCACCCCGGAAGCUCUUCAGGCCGCGACGUCCGGACUGCGGAUCGGCCAGUUCUCGCUGCACUUGGUGUGCCUUGCACUACUGGAGAACGUCGUGUACUUUGUGGCAGUCUUCGCUGCAAUUUGGCUGGACCCAUUUCGACGUGGAUGGCGAGCAAAGCUGCUGCCUAUUGGGGAGAAGAAGGAGGAGACUGGGGUCGUGGCGCCAUGGACGAGGUACGGCAGCGCCAUGUGCAUCUCAAGCUUCGGCAAGCUGUUCGCACUGCUGACGGUCAUCUGGGAGUUCGACUGGAGCUUCAUUCACGUUAUCGGCGCGCUUGUAGUAGUGUCGAACGUGCUGGCGCUACAAUUGAUGCUGGAAGAGGGAAAUUCGGUGCGGGGCAGGUCAUUGCAUGUUGUGGCGGUUGUGGUCUUUGGAUUGGUAGCGAGAGGAGCUGCUCAGCUCACGCUGUACGCGCUGGGCAACUCGGUGUUAUUCCACGUGCUGGUAUAG
Molecule: messenger RNA, 893 nt
Organism: Phytophthora sojae
Lineage: Eukaryota; Oomycota; Peronosporomycetes; Peronosporales; Peronosporaceae
Exons: 1
Coding region: 66-893 (275 amino acids)
Biological process (GO): sterol metabolic process; intracellular sterol transport; regulation of plasma membrane sterol distribution
Cellular component (GO): cortical endoplasmic reticulum; Golgi apparatus
Source: RefSeq, a predicted model, not a curated record